GGUAUAGCCUCAUUCUAAGCUUAGAAUCCGUUCGGCCAACAACUCUUAUUUGAGUUUCUAAAUUUAAAUAAAAAAUAUUUUUUCUAAUAUUGCACAAAAAUCUAACUAAAAAUGACGGCGGUGCGACCUUUGGGACCUGGACCUGGCGCGUAUAUGCUGCCACCCACCUACGGUUACGAUAAGCAUGACAACCGUAAGCAGCGUAAUCCCCAGUACUCCUUCGGGAUGCGCACCAACCUGGUCGGGAGUGAGCUGGGUCCUGGUCCCGGUGCCUACAAGGUCGACAAGUUGACGCGGUAUGGGCCAAGCAAGGGCUUGGAGUACUCGAUGUCUCCAAGGACGGAAAUACCUAUUGAGAAAGUUGGUCCCGGUCCUGGCGCCCACGAUGUCCACCUGAAGCCCUUCUUCACGGGCGUCAAUGCCCCUUCCUAUUCCAUGGGCCUAAGAACGGAUAUAAACUUUAAGAAGGAAGGGCCUGGACCUAUUUAUAAGUACGAGAUGAACCCUGUCCGCCCAAAGGUCCCGGCCUACAGCAUGGGUCUCCAAACCAAGAUCCUGAACAAGACCAAUUCGCCUGGACCCGCGGCCUACGGUCCUGGCGACAUCAACGUAAAACUGAACCGUGCUCCGCAGUAUUCCAUGGCCCCGCGCACCAACAUGAAGGGAGAGAAUGUCGGCCCCGGCUCGAACUACUACGAUUUGAUGUACUACCGCCCUGGAAAGAGUGGACCAGGCUACUCCUUCGGUGUGCGACACUCUCAGUACGCUCCGCCCAUGAUAGUUAGAUGUGAUAACAUGUAAUAGUGCAAUAUUAGAACAAAUAUGUGCAAAAUUUUUGGUUAUAAUAAAUUUGAAAAUAGUUUUGGAAUAUAAA
This is a messenger RNA of Drosophila bipectinata, 874 nucleotides long. Its product is annotated as ciliary microtubule associated protein 1B. Lineage: Eukaryota; Metazoa; Arthropoda; Insecta; Diptera; Drosophilidae. The record is from RefSeq and is a predicted model, not a curated record. Gene Ontology annotation, cellular component: cytoskeleton.